This is a messenger RNA of Notothenia coriiceps (black rockcod), 454 nucleotides long. RefSeq names its product spectrin alpha chain, non-erythrocytic 1-like. Gene Ontology annotation, molecular function: protein binding. Bases 16 to 414 code for a protein of 132 amino acids. The record is from RefSeq and is a predicted model, not a curated record. The transcript has 2 exons. NCBI's taxonomy places the organism in Eukaryota, Metazoa, Chordata, Actinopteri, Perciformes, Nototheniidae.
UUGUGUUUCCAGAAAAUGGACACCGCAGGGGCCAAAGUGCUGGAGACAGCCGAUGACAUCCAGGAGCGCCGGCAGCAGGUGCUGGACCGCUACCGCCGCUUCAAAGAGCUGUCCAUCAUGCGGCGCACCAAGCUGGAGGACUCUUACCGCUUCCAGUUCUUCCGCCGCGACGCCGAUGAGCUGGAGAAGUGGAUCCAAGAGAAGCUGCAGAUUGCCUCUGAUGAGAACUACAAGGACCCCUCCAACCUGCAGGGUAAGCUGCAGAAACAUCAGGCCUUUGAGGCUGAAGUCCAGGCCAACGCGGGGGCCAUCAUCAAACUGGACGACACUGGGAACCUGAUGAUCACAGAGGGCCACUUCUCCUCUGAGACCAUCCGAGUAAGGCACACACUGACCAACAUGUGUUCACUCUAGUGUCAGCAGAGUGUCAGAACAACAUGAACAUGGCACAGAG